AACCAACGCCAUAGCCCCGUCCGACCCCGACGCAGCAGCCAAGUUUUCCCGACCCGGAACGCAAUACGCCAAGUGCGAGCUACAAAUAGGAACCGACCCAACACGCGUAGGGCUGCCCAUCGCGCGCGCGGACGCACCGCACGAAUCCCAAAGCACACCGUAACCCUAGCCGACCAUGGCCGGCGGCAAGCGGCGCGUCAAGCGCAACCCCACCGCCGGCGGGCCCCGUCAAAGCUCAGGCGCCGGUCGCCGCCGCCCGGUCCCCGAGCUCCCGUCCUUCGUAUCCCCCACAUCCGUCGCUGCCGCGUUCGCGCCUUCCCAAUCCGGCGGGCGCGGCCGCAGGCGAGGCGGCCGGCGCGGUGGUGCUUCGCCCGCCGCGGCGGGAUCCGCCCACGCCGUCCCCUUCAGUUAUACCGAGGCACUGCGCCCUUGCUCCGUCUCCUCUGGCGGGGCGACGCAGGCGCUGGACUGUGCCAUCGACACCCACGCCUGCGCUGAUCCGUCCGCCUCCGUCCAGCUGUACUCGUACGACGUUGUCGGAGGGAUCGGGCUGGGAUUCCACGCCGAGGAGGAUGCGGCGGACGAGGAUGCCGGCGAGAGUGGGCUGCAUCUCGGAUUGGGAUUCCGGGAAAGCGGCAUCGAAGAGAUGGACGUUGAGGCGGAGGAAUUGAAGGAAGCCUCCUUCGUGACGCCGAGGCAGCCCAAAGCCAAAGGGAGGCCGAAUGGGGGGUAUCUGACCAUUGCCGGAGUUAGGAUCUACACCGAGGACACUUCAUCGCCGGAAUCAGAGGGGAUGGGCGACUCCGACGAGGAAUCAGAUUCCGAUUAUGAGGUGAGAGAUGGCAACGCCGAUGUUGAUAGCGAUGAGCAAGGUAGUGAUGAUGAGGAGGAGGGAGAUCCAGAGUCUGAUGAGGACUCUUCAGUUUCAGAAUCCGAGGAGGGUCUCAGCAUCGGGGAUUCGUCGGUUGAUGAUGAGGUUGUUGCCGAUUACAUGGAGGGGAUUGGUGGCAGUGAGGAGUUGUUGUUGAGCAGGAAGUGGGUGGCUGGCAUGAAAUUGGCUGAUUCAGAUGAUGAUAUGGAUACAGACGAUGAUGAGGAUGGGUUCCUGAAGAAGGGGAAGGAACAACUUGAGGGUUAUUCGCUAAUGCGUGCAUCCGAGCAGUAUGGGAUGAAGAGGCCAAAUUCGGCUGAAAGGCGGAAUCGAAAGGGCACUGGUAGCAGAGAAUGUGACAGGGGCCUGUCUAGUAUACGAGUGAUGGGGCUGGAUGACGUGAUGAUGGUAAAGGAUGUACGCAUGGCAAAUCAUUCAAGGAAGGCAGCAAAGGCUUCAUCAUCUCAGCUUUCGAGGUCCUGGCCUAACGAGUGUAGGAAGAGCAAGAAGUAUCCCAGUGUCCCAGGUGAAAAAAAGAAGCACAAGAAGGACCUCAUUGCAAAGAAGCGACGCCAAAGAAUGCUAAGUAGAGGAGUUGAUUUGGAGCAAAUCAAUACUAAAUUGAGGAAGAUGGUUGUAGAUCGUCUUGAUAUGUUUUGCUUUCAACCAAUGCACUCUCGGGACUGUUCUCAGGUACAACGUCUUGCGUCUAUUUAUCAGUUGAAGAGUGGGUGUCAAGGUUCAGGGAAUAAAAGGUUUGUUACAGUGACAUUAACUGGACAGUCUUCCUUGCCAUCAGCAGAUGGCCAAGUUCGACUUGACAAGCUUUUGGGCACUGAGCCUGAGGACUUUGGUGUCAAUUGGGACAGCAGCAAAGGCCCAGCAAAAGGAAAAGGCCUCUCGGCUCCAGGAAAAUUGGCAAGGCACCAUGAUUCCAGUGGGAAGAAAUCUUGCAAGAAACAGGUCUCAUUUGCAGAGCGCCCUGUAUCUUUUGUGUCCUCAGGCACUAUGGUGGAAACUGUUACGGAGGCAAUAACAGUUGACUCAACUGGUGGUGAUGCCUCACCUGAGAACGUUGUUGAAAGUGACUCCGCCAAGCUGGGCACCUUUGAGAUGCACACCAAGGGCUUUGGUUCCAAGAUGAUGGCCAAAAUGGGAUUCAUUGAGGGUACAGGCCUUGGCAAAGAUGGCCAAGGCAUAGUGCAGCCCAUCCAAGCCAUUCAUCGUCCCAAGUCUCUCGGCCUAGGCGUAGAAUUUGACAGUGAAGCAGAGGCUAUGAAAGCAAGGUCAGAGCUGGCUAAUGCAAGGCCAGAACCAAGUAAAGCAAGGUCAGAACCGAGUAAAGCAAGGUCAGAACAGAGGCGCAACAUACGACCAGCAGACAUGAAUAGCCUCGGCACUUUUGAGAGGCAUACGAAGGGUUUUGGAUCCAAAAUGAUGGUGAAAAUGGGGUUUGUUCCGGGCUAUGGUCUGGGGAAGGAUGGCCAGGGCAUUGUCAACCCCUUGACUGCAGUAAGACGACCGAGGUCGCGGGGUCUGGGAGCCACUGAUAAGUAUUAACAUGUCCUGUCAUGUAUGCUUCUGUUUAUGUCUCUUGUCAUGUACCUGUAAGUCACUUGUCUUAGAUCACCUAGGUGUAUCCUGGGAGAGCAUGACCUGCUGGCUGCGGUAACAGCACGCGCCGAUCUUGUUUACAUGACCCAUGACCGUUCCGUUGUUCCUCACAUACUCAACAGAAAUGUGCGUUAUUUAUUUUUCAAGGCAAUAUUUUGUUUCUGAAGUUC
Brachypodium distachyon (stiff brome) is the source of this 2655-nucleotide messenger RNA. RefSeq lists its product as uncharacterized. Lineage: Eukaryota; Viridiplantae; Streptophyta; Magnoliopsida; Poales; Poaceae. The record is from RefSeq and is a predicted model, not a curated record. The transcript has 6 exons. Gene Ontology annotation, molecular function: nucleic acid binding. Bases 176 to 2431 code for a protein of 751 amino acids.